AUGGCACUUUCAAGGCCAAUCUCUCAUCGAAUUGCAAAAGAAAUCCAAUCACUUUGGGCAUCACCACUUGAAGGAGUACGAUUACUUGAAGCAGGAGAUACUACGCUUUCAGAGGUUCAGGCGUAUAUUUUCGAGGGAACACCGUAUGAAGGAGGAGCAUUUAAAUUACGGUUACAGUUUGGAGCAGAAUAUCCAUCAGCACCUCCAAAAUGUCAUUUUAUGACGAAGAUAUUUCAUCCAAAUGUAUCAUCGAAGGGAGAAGUUUGUGUUAGUAUAUUAAAAAAAGACUGGUCGCCAACGGUACAUGUUUCACAUAUUCUUUUGACGGUUAAAUGUCUUUUGAUUCAUCCAAAUCCGGAAUCAGCGUUAAAUGAAGAGGCAGGACGAUUAUUAUUAGAUAAUUAUGAAUCGUUUUGUAAACAUGCACGAUUAAUUACAUCGAUUCAUUCGAUUAAACCUGGAAUUGCAUGGAUGGAGCUUACAGGAACACAUAUAUCGUCAGAUUUUCCUACAUUAACGCCAUUGGGUGAUAGUAAUACAACAUCUAAUCUUUCGUUUGGCUCAGAAAAUUUUGCUAAAGGACGAGAAAAUAUUCCUGUUACGGAAAAUAAUCAUGAUUUAGACAAUAAAGUAUUAGAAAAGAAAAAAAUAGAUACACGCAAACGAGGUUUAAAACGACUUUAG
Molecule: messenger RNA, 684 nt
Organism: Pneumocystis carinii B80
Lineage: Eukaryota; Fungi; Ascomycota; Pneumocystomycetes; Pneumocystales; Pneumocystaceae
Exons: 5
Coding region: 1-684 (227 amino acids)
Source: RefSeq, a predicted model, not a curated record